AUGGCUGCUCCUCCACUGCCCACCAGGGCCAAAACUGCCAAUGAUUCCGAUGAUGAUGUCGUGACCGAGGGAGACCCUUCAAGCACCGCCGGUCUAUUGAUCGAGCGGUUGCAGGCGUGGAAGCACAUGUGCGGCUAUCUCGAGAACUACGUCUCCGCAGUUGCUAAGGAGCAGGCUGGCCGCGCCAAAGACCAAGAGAAAGUCCUGAAGACACUGUCGAGUCCCCUCCGUGAGGCCCAUCAUUUCGAUUCCGCUUUGGGUGGUGUUGCUGGUCUCUUUGAAAACUUGCGGGCCAACACCCAAGCGCAAAUCAAUCUGUACACCGAGACCUCCAAAAACCUCACUGCAUCGGUGCUGCCCAUCCUCGAACGUCUACACGCGGAGAUCAAGAACAAGAACAAAGAAAUCUCCAACGGCACUGGGAAAGGUACAAAGGCUGUUGAGUCGGCGCGCAGUCAUUCGCAGAAGCAUAUCGAGCUGCUGGGGCAACAGGCCGCUCAUUUCGACUCGACAGGGGGUAAAGUGUCUGCGCAACAUGACCCCUACGUAGUCAGGAGAGGAACGCUCUUUCGUCUCAACAAACAGCUCCUCGAGGAGAAUAACAACAGACAGGAUCUGAUUGUGGUCCAGAACGCCUUUGCCAAGUUCGAGUCGCACGUGGUGCAGACGGUGCAGACGGCGCUGAACUCGUACAACCAAUUUAUGAGCGGCCAGGCAGAUCGACAGAAAGCCAUGUUCGGCGACAUUGCCUCCACUGCAAGCAAUAUCCCGCUGGACUUUGAAUGGAACGGCUUUACCAAACGCAACCAGCACAUCCUGGUCAACCCGAAUGCGCCGCCAAGGACGAUGGACAGUGUGUCUUUUCCAAACGAAAAGCAUCGUUCUACCAAGCCGCUUAUUGAAGGCACCCUGGAGCGCAAAUCUCGUGGGAUGGGUGCUCUCAAAGGGUACAGCACUGGAUACUAUGCUGUCACUCCAGCAGGCUAUCUGCACGAGUACAAAGAUAACGAUAACUUUCAGAAAGACCCCAGUCCCGAACACUCGUUGUAUCUCCCGGACUGCAUCAUCGGAGCGGUGGACGGACAGAAAUUCACGAUCAAGGGCAAAGACUCCUCAGGCAGCAAGUUGGGGCAGAAGAUGGCCAUUACUUCCGACUUCCAGUUCAAAGCGCACACCAACUCGGAUGCACAGCAAUGGCACUCGAUCAUAGCCAGUUUCGCCAACUCCUCCAACAGCUUGCCCACGAGCCCGACGGAGUCCCGCAACAUUACUCCCAUCACCACUAGGUUGGAAGAAGAUCAGACGCAGGGCGUAACGAGCGGACCAACAAGUGCAACAACACCCAAGACUGCGCAGCCGACGAGUGCCGCAUCUGCUGCCACACCAUCCUCAGCAGGGGCGUUCAACCCGGCAUUUCGCUCGAACUCGUCGGAAGACAGGAAAUUUGCCGGAAAGUAG
This is a messenger RNA of Cladophialophora immunda, 1458 nucleotides long. RefSeq lists its product as uncharacterized. The coding region runs from base 1 to 1458 and encodes 485 amino acids. The record is from RefSeq and is a predicted model, not a curated record. The transcript has a single exon. Lineage: Eukaryota; Fungi; Ascomycota; Eurotiomycetes; Chaetothyriales; Herpotrichiellaceae.